AUGAAUUACUUGUUCGAACUGGACUACUCCUCGGGGUCUGGAUCAUCAGUGAUGGCGACUGGAUCACCCCUACAGUUGAGGUUCGACGAUACCUUCGACUACGAAUAUUAUGAGGAUGAAUUUCAACUUCAGCGGCAUGCUUCGGCCCCUAGUUUAUAUCAAGAGUUUGAUCCUGGACUCGGGCUAGGUCAGAAUAUCUUUCAAGCCCAUGGGGGUGCUGGCACAGACCCUGGCUUCUUACUGUCCAUGGGACUAGACACCCUGGGCCUUCAAUCAUUACAAACAUUACACAAUCAGAAUCCUAUGGCAUCAGACAACUUACAGCCAAAUUCACUUCAGGCAACUUCCCUUCAUUCGACUUCCCUCCCAGCAGAUAAUCUACAGCCUCCCAGUUUACAGUCAUCACUUCCACUCCCUAGCAACAUUCCUAUCACCGUCCCUUUGCUGAAUAAUAUUUCUGGGAUGACAAAUAUGACAAGCUAUCCGACACUAAUGCUGUCCCCCAGCUCCCCCGAGAAGAAAUCUUACGAAGAUAACGAACUAAAGAAACUUGCUUACGACAAUUCCUCCCGAUCAUUUGAACAUUUACUUGCACAUCCCAUAACAUCUCCGUUCAUUUCAAAAGAGAAUCAUAAACAACUCCUAGGUCUUAUUUGGCUCCUUCAAAACUGUGAAACCAAUGCCACCGCUGUGGUACCACGGAAUAAAAUCUAUGCCAACUAUGUGCGUACCUGUUGUCAACACGGUAUUUAUCCCUCCAGUUCCACUAAUUUUGGUAGACUCAUUAAGAUAUUGUACCCCAAUUUGACCAUAAGAAGAUUGGGAGUUAAAGGACAAGCCAAAUAUCAUUAUUGUGGUAUCAAAUUGGUAGAUGAAAGUGGGAACGAACUUCUUAGAUCACUGCCACCAGCAUUGCGUGAUCAAUCGACAGGAACUCUGAAUUGGAUAUAUUUCCCCGACCUUUUCACUUCAUUGACAUCCAAUUUCAACGACAAAGUCAUACUCCCCAAUAUCUACUCCUUCAUAGACCCUGAUGAAUUUGAUAACGACCUCGUAGAUACAUUUUUCUCCAUUUAUCAACUCACAGGGACCCUCAUGGUGAAGAAUUUCCGUCAUUUUCAACCCCAGAAAUUCUUUGAAAAUUUCCAUAAAUUCCAGAACAUCUUAUCAACACCCAUACUAAAACUUUACACGAACGCUCAGCUACUUGAAUGGGUCAAAUAUAGUGAUCGAGUAAUUUAUAAGAAGAUUUUGAUCAUGAUUUUGAGCUUAUUGAUUACUCGGUCCACCGAAGCCUUGGAAAGUAUCAAGACUUUUGCCCUGGAAUUCAAAGAUAAAUUGUUUGAAUCGUUUAAUAAGAUUCUGAAAGAGUUUAUCGAGUUCAAACUAAAGAAUUCAGAGUUGUUCGUAGAUCUUUUGAACAGAUUAAUCAAAAUGGUAGAAUUCGGAUAUAAGUUUGAUACUAUAGAAAUCGAAUUCAAUACUAAACUGGUGGGAAUGGUACUCGGACGAGUUCCAUUAUCUCGUUCUAAUGCCCAAGUUCUUGGACUGAAAAUUCUGUCACUCGAGCUUCAUGACCUGUUCACAGAAUUUAUACUGUCAUUGAACACAUGGUACCCAGCAUUAGAAAGAGUUUCGCCACGUUUGUUUGUUCUGGUAGUAAGUAUGACAUUGAAUCAAUUGAGUAGAACUAAUCAUCCUUUGAUGGCGUGGUACGAGAUAAAAUGGUUCAUAGAGAACUAUUUCACAGUAUACUUCGAGAUAGGAGGAAUGGUUGACGACAGUGAUUUUGAAGGAUCACCAAUGAAGGAAGGUGAAAUGGACCUUUUGUUUUUGUGA
Molecule: messenger RNA, 1839 nt
Organism: Yamadazyma jaroonii
Lineage: Eukaryota; Fungi; Ascomycota; Pichiomycetes; Serinales; Debaryomycetaceae
Source: the annotation of a GenBank genome assembly